Messenger RNA from Penicillium cinerascens, 672 nucleotides. RefSeq names its product Zn(II)2Cys6 transcription factor. The transcript is spliced from 3 exons. Gene Ontology annotation, biological process: regulation of DNA-templated transcription. Bases 1 to 672 code for a protein of 223 amino acids. The record is from RefSeq and is a predicted model, not a curated record. Lineage: Eukaryota; Fungi; Ascomycota; Eurotiomycetes; Eurotiales; Aspergillaceae. Gene Ontology annotation, molecular function: DNA-binding transcription factor activity, RNA polymerase II-specific; zinc ion binding.
AUGCGCCAAACCCUUCGUCGCUCCUGUACUGCAUGCUCCAAAUCAAAACAGAGCUGUGAUCUCAAUACGCCACGAUGUGCUCGCUGCACUAGGCGCAAAUUUCAAUGCAUUUAUGCCAACGAGCCCACAAGAUCGCUGGAUGGAUCCAACAGUUUAACCAAUUACAGAUUUGAGUCUUUAGACCCUUUCGAUUCGUAUCCCCAGACGAGGCUUCCUCGGGAACAUGUGCAACGUCUUAUUCAUAGUUUUCUCCACAAGAUUGCUUUUCAAUAUUAUCCUCUCGACUUGAACGCGACCUCGAACCCGUUUAUCGUCUCUUGGUGGCCACUUGCUUUGGGAGACCCUGCACUCUUUCACGUCUCGUUACAGACAGCGUGUCUUGAUGAGGAACUGCUUGCCCAGAAGGGCUUCCAAAGCUCUGAAAUCCUCAUGGCUGACUCAGUGGCUUUACUCCGACGUAAAAUUGGGAACACGUCACUGGCUGCUCAGGAUGGAACUAUGAACUCCGUCAUCACCCUAGCCACGAUUGAAUACGGAAAGGGUAAUAAUGAGAUUGCCGAAAUGCAUAUCGACGGAGUGAAAAGACUGGUGGACAUGCGAGGUGGUAUCAACUCAGUGCGGCAAACUAGCCCCUUGACUGCGAGGAUGGUCAGCUGGUCAGUCGCUCCUUGA